AAUCAGUUUGCCCAUCAUCCCCCAACUGCUAUCUAUCUAUGCAACUAACUGUCUUAAUUAAAAGCACCGAACCGAACCUCACUCCACCAAAAAAAACGCCACGUUAUCUGAUUCGAUUCUCUGUCAGAAGAAUUCAGAUAAACAAAACCAUGGCGGAAUCUGUGGAGCUUCCGAGUCGGUUAGCAAUCCUUCCUUUCAGGAACAAGGUCCUCUUACCUGGCGCUAUCAUCCGAAUUCGUUGCACUUCCCCCACCAGUGUGAAGUUGGUGGAACAAGAACUUUGGCAGCGAGAAGAUAAGGGUUUGAUUGGCAUCUUGCCAGUACGUGAUGCUGCUGAAACUGAAGUAAAGCCAGUGGGUCCCACUAUAUCUCAAGAUGGUGAUACUCUAGACCAGAGCUCAAAAGUUCAUGGUGCUUCAUCUGAUUCUCACAAGCUUGAUGCAAAAGCUCAAAAUGAUGUUGUUCAUUGGCAUAACAGGGGGGUAGCUGCUCGAGCAUUGCACUUGUCAAGGGGAGUGGAGAAACCAAGUGGAAGGGUGACAUAUAUAGUUGUUCUUGAAGGUCUGUGCAGAUUUAGUGUCCAAGAACUAAGCACAAGAGGAACUUACCAUACUGCAAGGAUCUCUUCCCUUGAGAUGAAUAAGACUGAGAUGGAACAGGUGGAGCAUGACCCAGAUUUCAUAAUGUUAUCUCGCCAAUUUAAAGCAACUGCAAUGGAGCUUAUUUCUGUUCUGGAGCAGAAACAAAAAACUGGUGGAAGGACAAAAGUUCUUUUGGAGACUGUCCCAGUUCAUAAGUUGGCUGAUAUAUUUGUUGCUAGCUUUGAGAUAAGUUUUGAAGAACAGUUAUCAAUGUUAGAUUCCGUUGAUGCUAAAUUGAGGCUUUCAAAAGCAACUGAAUUGGUUGAUAGGCACUUACAGUCAAUACGUGUAGCUGAAAAAAUUACACAAAAGGUUGAAGGACAAUUGUCAAAAUCUCAAAAAGAAUUUCUUCUGCGCCAGCAGAUGAGGGCAAUAAAAGAGGAGCUUGGUGAUAAUGAUGAUGAUGAGGAUGACCUGGCUGCCCUGGAAAGAAAGAUGCAAAGUGCAGGAAUGCCACAGAGUAUCUGGAAGCAUGCUCACAGAGAGUUAAGGAGACUAAAAAAAAUGCAGCCUCAGCAACCUGGGUAUAGUAGUUCACGGGCUUACCUAGAUCUUCUUGCUGACCUGCCAUGGCAGAAGGCCAGCGAAGAGCAUGAAAUGGACUUAAAAUCUGCACAGGAGCGCCUGGACAGUGAUCACUAUGGUUUAGCGAAGGUCAAGCAACGGAUCAUUGAAUACUUGGCUGUUCGUAAGCUUAAGCCAGAUGCAAGAGGUCCUGUCUUGUGCUUUGUUGGACCACCAGGUGUUGGAAAAACAUCACUGGCAUCUUCUAUUGCUGCUGCUUUGGACAGAAAAUUUGUGCGCAUAUCCCUUGGUGGAGUCAAGGAUGAGGCUGAUAUUAGAGGUCAUAGGAGAACAUACAUUGGAAGCAUGCCUGGGAGGCUCAUAGAUGGACUAAAGAGAGUAGCUGUUUGCAACCCCGUCAUGUUGCUAGAUGAAAUUGACAAGACGGGUUCUGAUGUUCGCGGAGAUCCAGCUUCAGCACUGCUUGAGGUUCUUGAUCCUGAACAAAAUAAAACAUUCAACGAUCACUAUUUGAAUGAUCUAUCCAAGGUAAUUUUUGUGGCCACCGCAAAUAGGGCGCAGCAAAUUCCUCCACCACUUCUUGACAGGAUGGAGGUCAUUGAGCUUCCUGGAUAUACACCUGAGGAAAAGCUCAAAAUAGCCAUGAAGCAUUUGAUUCCAAGAGUUUUGGACCAGCAUGGUUUGAGUUCUGAGUAUCUUCAGAUUCCAGAGGGAAUGGUGCAACUUGUUAUUCAGAGAUAUACUAGGGAGGCUGGUGUGCGAAAUUUGGAAAGGAAUCUAGCUUCCCUGGCUCGUGCUGCUGCAGUAAGAGUAGCAGAGCAAGAACAAGUGGUUCCAUUAAACAAAGAGGUACAGGGACUCACUACACCACUUCUGGAGAAUAGACUCACCGAUGGCGCUGAAGUUGAAAUGGAAGUGAUACCAAUGGAUGUCAACAGUCGUGACAUUUCGAACACAUUUAGGAUCACCUCCCCAUUGGUUGUUAAUGAAGCUAUUCUUGAAAAAGUGCUUGGGCCUCCAAAGUUUGAUGGACGAGAAGCAGCAGAACGUGUUGCAGCCCCUGGGAUAUGUGUUGGGCUGGUUUGGACUACUUUUGGUGGAGAAGUUCAGUUUGUGGAGGCUACAGAAAUGGUAGGGAAGGGUGAUUUGCAUCUUACCGGACAACUGGGUGAUGUAAUCAAAGAAUCAGCUCAGAUUGCACUGACAUGGGUAAGAGCAAGAGCAGCUGAUCUUAGACUGGCUUCUGCAGAGGGCAUUAAUCUGUUGGAGGGUCGUGAUAUACAUAUACAUUUUCCUGCAGGUGCUAUACCGAAAGAUGGGCCUUCUGCUGGUGUGACUUUGGUUACAGCAUUGGUAUCACUUUUCAGUAAGAAAAGAGUGAGAUCCGAUACAGCUAUGACUGGAGAGAUGACAUUGAGGGGUCUGGUACUACCCGUAGGUGGUAUCAAGGAUAAGAUAUUAGCUGCCCAUCGAUGUGGUAUUAAGAGAGUCAUCAUACCUGAAAGGAACUUGAAGGACUUGGUUGAAGUACCAUCCUCGGUGCUCGUCAAUUUGGAGAUACUACUUGCAAAACGAAUGGAAGACGUGCUGGAGCAAGCUCUUGAAGGUGGGUGCCCCUGGAGACACCAGUCAAAGUUGUGACAGUAUCCUUGACAAGCACUUGGUAGUUGGUACUAUAUUUGAAUGGCUCAUGGCUCAAGUAUCUACUCAACAUUUGGCCCCGUCCUAGUCUACAUUGGUGUUUUGGCAUUGGGGACUGAGUAUUUUGAUCUAUUCAAGUUAUGAGAGUUAAUAAAUUGAUCCUUCUUUUUGAACCCAAUGUUGUGUAAACUCAUCCAACAUGCAGGUUUUGUGGCGGUUUUGGCUGCCACAAGCUGUGCAGUAGAAAUAUAAAAAGUAAAAACUUAACACA
Molecule: messenger RNA, 3078 nt
Organism: Lotus japonicus
Lineage: Eukaryota; Viridiplantae; Streptophyta; Magnoliopsida; Fabales; Fabaceae
Product: lon protease homolog 2, peroxisomal
Exons: 16
Coding region: 39-2807 (922 amino acids)
Biological process (GO): protein catabolic process; protein targeting to peroxisome; protein processing
Cellular component (GO): peroxisomal matrix
Molecular function (GO): serine-type endopeptidase activity; ATP-dependent peptidase activity; ATP binding
Source: RefSeq, a predicted model, not a curated record